AUGGCCUUGCCUUCCACCUCCUUAGAAGAGCAAAAACGACGUGCUGAAACAAAAUCCGAAGCAGAAUCGUUGCUGCCACUCUUUCGAAUAACCCGCAUUCUCAAUCACGACCAGAAUGGGCGACGUAUUACUCUGCUUGGCAGCAUUAAAGAUCAGCCCGGCUUACUGACUUUUGAGCGCGCAGCGUUCGAAUCGGAUUCGGGCGCCGCAACACUUCUCCUCCAGUCUCUGAGUGACACGAUCAACCUUGGCGCCAACGAUAUCUACAGAUGGUAUAUGUCUAACACCCAAGCUACACCCGCUCGGCAUAGCUUGAAGAUCAAUCUUAUCUGGCCAUGUACGGACGCACACAUCAAGAAGUACACGGCUCAGCAACUACGGUACGUGAUUGAGACGCCCGAGGUGUAUGCACAGCAUAUCAGACCGUGGAUCGAGCGGACACAGCGUACGCCGAAGCGACUCGACUGGAUCUACAAUAUCCUCGAUGGCGUCACGGAACAAGAGGAUGUGGUUCAUCGUUCUUCAGACUUUGGCAUAUCUCUGUCUCACGACAAGCAAAAGAGCGAUAGUGAGGGUUUCUUACUCCUACCAGAUCUGAACUGGGAUCGACGCACAGCGACUGGCUUACACCUACUUGCCUUAGUCGAGAGACGUGACCUAUACUCCUUGAGAAGUCUGAAGCAAAAACACGUACCCUGGCUAAAACAUCUGCGAAAUGAAAUUGUCAAGGCUGCUAGCGGUGUUGCGUCGAAGCUAGCGGGAGAGCUGGUCGAUGAGGAUCAGAUCAAAUGCUACAUCCACUAUCAGCCCACCUACUACCAUUUUCAUGUCCAUGUUGUGCAUGUCAUGCUUGAAGCAAAUGGAACGACGCAAGCAGUUGGGAAAGCGUUCGCAUUGGAAAACAUCAUCAGCCAGUUGGAGAACAUGGCGAUUGGUGAGAGUGUAGGAAUGGACAAUGUCGACUUAGGAUAUUUUAUGGGCGAGGAAAGUCCUCUAUGGAAAAGUUGUUUCGGCAAAAUAAAGACGGGAGAGAAGGUGGAUUUGAAUGAUGAAUAA
Messenger RNA from Lithohypha guttulata, 1056 nucleotides. RefSeq lists its product as uncharacterized. Lineage: Eukaryota; Fungi; Ascomycota; Eurotiomycetes; Chaetothyriales; Trichomeriaceae. The record is from RefSeq and is a predicted model, not a curated record. Gene Ontology annotation, biological process: deadenylation-dependent decapping of nuclear-transcribed mRNA. Gene Ontology annotation, cellular component: nucleus; P-body. The transcript has a single exon. Bases 1 to 1056 code for a protein of 351 amino acids. Gene Ontology annotation, molecular function: RNA 7-methylguanosine cap binding; hydrolase activity.